This is a messenger RNA of Bipolaris sorokiniana ND90Pr, 1874 nucleotides long. RefSeq lists its product as uncharacterized. The coding region runs from base 142 to 1746 and encodes 534 amino acids. The transcript is spliced from 4 exons. The record is from RefSeq and is a predicted model, not a curated record. NCBI's taxonomy places the organism in Eukaryota, Fungi, Ascomycota, Dothideomycetes, Pleosporales, Pleosporaceae.
UCAUUGCUGACAAUAUUGUUCGAAGCACUCGACACUUCGAUUUUGUCUACAAAGUCUUUGUCCCUUUUUAUGCUGCCUAAGUCAACGCUUCUAAUACUCUACAGCAGAUGAAAAGGAACGAAAGGAGAAGCUCUAUCGGAAAUGCGCAUCGAGCCCUUUCUUUGCGCCGGCACGGUUGGCCUUGUCAACGGCAGCUUACUGAUACCUCGCCAGACAGAAGCUAGUCAAUUUUCAUGGGAUCAAAUCUCAGAGUCUACAGAGCUCCGAUGGGAGCCUUGCUUCGUGAGCUACACUUGUUCGCGCCUCAUCGUCCCCCUUGACUAUACGAACUCUUCCGCUGGUAAUGCCACCAUCGCAUACAUUAAGCAAGCUGCUCAGCGCAACUCUUCUUCAGCAGAGGACAUUUUGAUCAAUCCUGGAGGGCCGGGGGAGUCCGGCGUGGGUGCUGUACUAAGACUUGGACCUAUGCUUGCCCAACUUAUGCCACAAUAUAAUAUUGUCGGCUUCGACCCCAGAGGUGUCAACAAUAGCGGGCCAGCACUAAGAUGCUUUGGUCAAGAUGAAAGAAGUCGCGCCCGUGAGAAGGAAUACUCGACUCAAUUCAUUCGUACGGUUGAUGGUAAGAGUGAGCGGAGCUUACGUUACCAGUUUGAGGCCUCGACAGCUUUUGGUAAAUGGUGCACCAAGUUCAACGAGAAUACUGACGCAAAGUAUGCGAACACUGUUGCCGUUGCGCACGAUAUGGCUCACUACAUUGAAAUGGUUGCUAAAGCAAGUGGUAAAGAUCCUGAAGAGGCGAAGUUGAACUACUAUGGCGUAAGCUAUGGUACCGUAUUGGGCACCACAUUCGCUUCACUCUUCCCUACUCGAUUAGGACGAUUUGUCCUCGACGGCGUGGUAGAUGCUCAGGACUACUACGGCGGUAGCUUUGCGAGCAACCUGCGAAGCACGGACGAUGUCGUCAAUGAUUUUUUUAGAUUCUGUCACGCUGCUGGAGAGAUCAAAUGCGCCAUCUGGGACAACUCGACUGAAGCCAUAUCGAAGCGCACCAGAAAUAUUCUCGAAUCAAUUCGCCAAUUCCCAAUCCCUGUCGCGGACAGCACGGUUGUGGAAUAUCCACAAGUGAUCAGAUAUGAGGAUAUCAGCUUUAUCUUCAUGGCAACCAUGUACUCGCCUCUGUCAAAGUGGUCUGUCCUCUCCAAGAUGCUCUCUGACAUUGAACGUCGUGACGCUUCCUCUGCGGCAAAGUUCUUAAGCGCUGUCAGUCCCACAGUUGUUGGGCCAACUGUGAUGAUUGGGGGUAUAGACGCUGCGCGGAACAAUCGAGAAAAGUUUAAUACUUAUGAGAAAUGGACUGCGUACAUGGCGAGGUUGACCAAGGACAGUGAAUGGGGCGCUGAUGCGUGGGCCACCCUUGGUCUCGCAGGAAAGGACUUGGAGAUAUACCCUCCAGUGAGCCAGCAAUUCAAUGACACGUCGUUCAAUGUGCAAUCCAACUCGCCGAUCCUGUUCGUGUCUAAUACGCACGAUCCAUCUACACCACUGCUUGGUGCCCAGAAAAUGCACAGCUUGUUUCCAGGCUCAGGGUUGUUGAUACAGGAUGCCCCAGGUCAUGUUGCCACACUGUCUGCUGUUUCCAGCUGUACUUUGGGCCACAUCAGCCAUUAUUUUACUAGCGGGCAGAUUCCUCCGCCGAAUACCACUUGUAGUGUAGAAUCAGUACCUUUCAUCUCAGGAGGCCUUUGAGAUACACACUGCACAGAAUUUCAAACAUGCUCUAGUGUAAGGCAGACGUCACGACAAUAGAUAGCUCUAGUUCAUAGUAACUUGUUUUACAAGCGAGUAAGCUACUUAAGCAAGUAAGAUACUCUCCC